UCUGCCAAAUAUGGUACAUACACAUUAAUGGAUUCUAAUACAGGAAAGAUAGCUGAUACUACUGUGAUUUCAGUAACCGAGGUUAACAACUCUAACGCUAUGGAGAAGGCAGGGUUUGUCCGCUUACUGGAUAAUUUACUGAAGGAAGGCGUUCCAAUAGAGGAGAUUUCGACGGAUCGACACAUGCAAAUACGAAAACUAAUGCGAGAGAAUCCAAAGUACAAACAUAUCGCCCAUUCAAUUGAUCCGUGGCAUUUAAUAAAAGGAUUAAAAAAAAAGUUAAAUGCUAAAAGUAAAAAGAAAGGCUGUGAAAUUAUCGCUAAUUGGGUGGAGAGCACGUCAAACCAUUUCUGGCGGAGUUUGGCGUCCUGUAGUGGUAAUCCUGAUGAGUUAGUAGAAAGAUUUCAGUCAAUUAUUUUUCACGUCAUAAACAAACAUCAUUGGCCAGGAGCUGUUCACUUCAAACAAUGUGCGCAUGAGAAAAUACCUGACACUCCUGAAAGGCGCGUUAAAUGGAUGAAAGCUGGUAGUACCGCUCAUGAUCAAUUUAAGAAAAUUAUCAUGCAUUCUAAUGUCAGGAAAGAUUUACACCAAAUGACAGGUGGAAUUCAUACUACUUUGUUAGAAGUUUAUCACAACGUAAUAGCCAAGUAUUUGCCAAAAAUAUAUCAUUUCGGUUUUGAUCACAUGGAGAUCGGAACUAUGCUGGCUUCGCUCGAUAACAAUAAUAAUACAGGUAGAGAACAAAAACGAACAAUUGUUAAAAAAGAAGCUCUGAAAAUUUCGUUUAAAAGUCAUUACAGAAUAGCUUAUCGUAAACCAUCAAAGCGUUUUAGUGCUCGCAAGUUCUACGAAAAUAAAACAUAUGAUUAUCUGAAAGAAAUGCUUCGUGAGAUCCGUGAAAAUGCUGCUCUUGGUAUAAAAAACGUAAGCGCAACAAAAAGAAAGUCGAUGGCUCCUAUUGAAAGGGAAGCAAGGGAGAAAAUGAUUGCGGAUAGUGUGAAAUACAAACGAUUUAAAUAUUAA
Messenger RNA from Hydractinia symbiolongicarpus, 1026 nucleotides. RefSeq lists its product as uncharacterized. The transcript has 5 exons. The record is from RefSeq and is a predicted model, not a curated record. The coding region runs from base 28 to 1026 and encodes 332 amino acids. Lineage: Eukaryota; Metazoa; Cnidaria; Hydrozoa; Anthoathecata; Hydractiniidae.